GUGGCUACGAUAAAGUUCUAUUGAAUCAUCACCUUUGUGUUUUAAAAGUGUUUAACUGAGUGUGUCCAACCCGACCAGCCUCAACCGAUGUCCUGUUUUGAUGUGAAAAUAUCGUAAUCGCAGUGACCUUCGACUACUACUCGCGUUUUACAUCAACUAGUAAACUUGCUCGAUUUUGCGCGUACAACCGCGAUGGAAGACUUUACCCCACUGAUUAAUCUACAGUAAAACAUUUAAAGAGCCCCCAUUAUGGCCCUGCGGUGCUGAAAAACUCUCCGACUAAUGCGUGCAAUCACAACCUAAACGACCUCAGCAACGCGGCCACAAAGAACCGAAUCAUUCGAGGAGAAAAGGAUAUAAUUGCAGCACAACAGUACUCACUCCUCCCGGGCCGACAAAUUAGCUGGAGGAACGAAAAGGAGCCUUCCAUGCCUGUUGACUCACAUGCCGGAUGCGAAAGAUUGCUGUGACCGGGCGGUAGAAAAGCUUCUGUAAAAAAAGAAAGAAAGCAGAGCAUCGUGAGCAUAAUAAAGAAUUGCAUCUACGGUGCAUCAUAGCAGGCUCUACUGUAAGAAGGAUUGAUACAAAAAAAAUCUAGCGGAAAAGAAACAAAAACUCGUCAAAUCACUCCUUGCAAGACAAAAGGGCAAAUUGUCUGGUUCGCGAAAGAUGAAAAAUGAACGCGAACCCCUGCUUGGAAAUGCCGCCGACAUGCAUGGACCGGGAACGGAUGCGGCCGAACACGCGCAGCUGUUGGCACGGCCCGAUUUGCGCAGCUCGCCUGAAAACAUGAUCGUGGAUGCAUCGAACGACACCGACAGCUUGGUGGCGAAGGAAGACCCCACGUAUGGGUCCUCCUCCGGCGAACCGUACGAACCGUCGAUGCACCGAACGCUGGAACACCCGACAACCAAUCUGGACACGAUGAUACACCUCCUCAAGGGCAACAUUGGUACCGGCAUCCUGGCGAUGCCGGACGCAUUCAAACACGCCGGGCUGUACGUUGGUCUGUUCGGGACGCUCCUGAUGGGUGCCAUCUGCACGCACUGUAUGCACAUGCUGGUGCGUUGCUCGCACGAAUUAUGCCGCCGGUUGCAGGUGCCCUCGCUCAGCUUUGCCGACGUGUGCCAACGGUCGUUCGAGUCCGGCCCGAUCGGACUGAGGCGCUACUCGAAGCUGGCCACCAACCUUAUCAACCUGUUCCUGGUGAUUACGCAGCUCGGCUUCUGCUGCGUGUACUUCGUGUUCGUGGCGGCCAACUUGCGCGAGGUCGUUGCGCACUACUUUUUCGACCUACACACGCGCGUCUAUCUGCUGCUGCUGCUGAUUCCGAUGGUGUUGUUGAACCUGGUGAAGAAUCUGAAAUAUUUGACCCCGGUUUCGUUGAUUGCAGCAAUCCUUACGGUGGCGGGACUUACCUGUACAUUCUACUAUAUGCUUCAGGAUCUACCUAACACGCACACGGUUAAACCGUAUGCGACAUGGGCUCAGUUGCCGCUCUACUUUGGCACGGCUAUUUACGCCUUCGAAGGUAUCGGGAUGGUUCUUCCGUUGGAGAACAAUAUGAAAACGCCAGAAGAUUUUGGUGGCUGGUCCGGUGUGCUCAAUACGGGCAUGGUGAUCGUCACCUGCCUCUACACGGCUGUUGGUUUCUUCGGCUAUCUGAAGUACGGCGAUGCGGUCAAGGGAAGCAUUACCUUGAACCUUCCCGGCGAGGAACUCAUCGCACAGCUGGUACGCAUCAUGAUGGCGCUGGCCAUUUUCUUCUCCUACUCGCUACAAUUCUUCGUCCCGAUGUCGGUGAUUAAUGUGCACAUCCGCCGGAAGCUGCACACCGAACAGUCGCGCCUGAUCGGCGAGUAUCUGACGAGGGUUUCGCUGGUCGUGUUCACGUUCAUACUGGCCGCGAUGAUCCCGAACCUCGGGGCAGUCAUUUCACUGGUGGGAGCCGUAAGCAGUUCAACGCUUGCACUCAUCUUUCCGCCGCUGAUCGAAAUCGUUACCUUUUGGCCGGAUAAACUCGGUCGACACUACUGGAUUCUCUGGAAGGACGUUUGCAUCAUGGUGUUCGGUAUUCUGGGUUUCAUCUUCGGUACGUACACAAGUGUGGCACAAAUAUUGAAUCCGGAUUUAAAUUAAAACUCCGACUGGCGGCAUCAAGAGGCUACAACGGGGACUUUGUCCGAGGACACACAAGAAAAGAUAUUCUCGUUUUGUACAUUGCUGGUAUAUGUACGGUAGGUGUAACGUUAUUUUUGUCCAUUUUCUCAUCAUGAUUUGUUGUUUCUGUUAAUUGUGCAUCUGUCAUAUGUUGCGUCUUAGAGAAAUUUAUUUGCAUUAGUUAGUUAAGUUGAAACAAGUGAGGAAUACAAAAUUAGUGAAAGUGAAAAAUCAUGUAAUUCAACUCCCCCAUUCAACAUGCUCAUCAAGUAACACAAUAAAGGUCAGAAAAAGCUAAAGAUAUACACAUGCAUACAUGCAUACAUAAUAAAACAGGAUGCUAACAUUGCUUAAUCUUAUAGCAUUCUAUGAACAAUCUUAAACAGAAAACAAUGUAAAAACGUACAGCGAUUUAUUUCAAUUACAAAAAAUAUGAUACACUAGCUCAUGACAAUAAUAUUUACCCAAGAGACGAAACGACGGCCGGUUCGCGUGCUAAAAGUAAACUAAUAAGACAAGGAGAAAUCGAACCAUAAAGAAAGGAUACGAAUUUUUGGAAGGACAACAGAACGGUUGCAUCAGUGCAUGAUUUGAAGGUGAUAAUAAUGUAAAAUAAGAGUAGAAAAGCGAUUGUAUACCUAAUAUCUGUACGGUAUACAAACAUUUGUGCUCAUGGAUAAUACGAAGCGAGCAUUUAGGUGUUUCUUCUGUUUGGGUUGAAAUGUACACGUGGGCUCAAAUUUUCCUAUCACUAGCAAUUAUUAGCUACUCGCAACUAACCAUAUUGCCACUAUCACGAAAAGGCUGUUCUUGAUCGUUUCAUUUUCUUAAGGGGAAAAAACCGGGCCUACUAUGGUUUAAACAGCUGUGCAGCAUUAGUAGUAUUUAAGCGAUAUUAAAAAUACAAUUAAUUCGUGAAGUGGGAAAACGCACCAAAAGGGAAUGAAAUGUUGCGGCGUCUCUCUUUCUCUAAUCUGUUAUCUGAUAUAAACUAUCCUUUUCGUUGAUUAGAAAAUUUGUUUGUUAUAUUGAGUAAUUGCGGAGUCGAAGAGUAUCGUAAAUCGUUAUCGUAAAAGAUGUCAUUUCGAUAAUUCUAGUAAAUCAUUCUUCCUAAGCUUUAUCGUCCAAUUUUGGUACGGAAACAGUUUCAAUUAUUCAAGACAAUAAUAAGUGUGCUAAAAGCUCUAUGUUUCUUUCAACUAUGCUGUUUCUUCUUUUCUGUUGCCAGCUCCAA
Molecule: messenger RNA, 3394 nt
Organism: Anopheles coustani
Lineage: Eukaryota; Metazoa; Arthropoda; Insecta; Diptera; Culicidae
Product: proton-coupled amino acid transporter-like protein CG1139
Exons: 5
Coding region: 670-2139 (489 amino acids)
Biological process (GO): amino acid transmembrane transport
Cellular component (GO): vacuolar membrane
Molecular function (GO): amino acid transmembrane transporter activity
Source: RefSeq, a predicted model, not a curated record